This is a messenger RNA of Closterium sp. Yama58-4, 600 nucleotides long. The record is from the annotation of a GenBank genome assembly. NCBI's taxonomy places the organism in Eukaryota, Viridiplantae, Streptophyta, Zygnematophyceae, Desmidiales, Closteriaceae.
AUGUCCCCCCUGUGGCGCAGCACGAGCAUGGACCCGGGGUCGCUGGGUGCUGGAGGGGGUAGGCAGCCCAGGACGGGGUCGGAGCAGCGGGCAGCACAGGACAUGCGCAUGUGGAUUGAGCGGGCCAGUAACCCCAAGAUGGACGAAUGGCUGUCGCAGGUCGUCUCCAGCUCACCCCCACCCGUCCCGCGUGCCGUGAAGAAAUCCAGCAGCGGCGGCACCACCCCUCCGCAGCACUCUGCCGACCGGCCCCCUUUACAGUCACACUCGCGCUCGCCGUCCCACUCACACGUGCCGUCCCCUCCCCAACAGCAUCCCUCCCCUUCCCAGCAGCAGCAGCAGCAGCAGCAGCAGCAGCAGCAGCAGCGCAAGUCCCUUAGACGCAUGCAGAGCUCUCCCUCCCUGUCCCCCAUCACGAGCCCAACUGGGGAGGAGAGCGAGAACAUGUUUCGAGAGGAUGGUGGGGAGGACGGGGAGGAGGAGGAGGAAGAGGAGGAGAGUGAGGUGGUGAGGGGUAGCUGGAGGAGCGACAGGAGAGGGGCAGCAGAUGUGAUGACACAUCGGUCGGUGUAUGAUGAGUCUAUGGAGGCGCUGAAAUGA